This is a messenger RNA of Seriola dumerili (greater amberjack), 2527 nucleotides long. RefSeq names its product glutaminyl-tRNA synthase (glutamine-hydrolyzing)-like 1 (gene qrsl1). Gene Ontology annotation, molecular function: glutaminyl-tRNA synthase (glutamine-hydrolyzing) activity. Gene Ontology annotation, cellular component: glutamyl-tRNA(Gln) amidotransferase complex; mitochondrion. The record is from RefSeq and is a predicted model, not a curated record. Bases 86 to 1651 code for a protein of 521 amino acids. Gene Ontology annotation, biological process: mitochondrial translation; glutaminyl-tRNAGln biosynthesis via transamidation. The transcript has 11 exons. NCBI's taxonomy places the organism in Eukaryota, Metazoa, Chordata, Actinopteri, Carangiformes, Carangidae.
ACAAACAUGGCAGCUUGCUGCUGCUGCUGCACAGUGUGCGAAGGUUGUUGUUAAUUUGAAAGGUUGUCACAGAAAUACAUUGAACAUGCUCGGCCUGACAAUAAGGGAGGUGUCUUUGGCACUCAGGGAGGGAAGAAUUUCCCCAACAGAGCUUUGUAGGAGGUGUCUGAACCGUAUCAAGAACACUCAACAUCUCAAUGCUUACAUUACUGUGACGGAGGAGUUGGCACUGAAGCAGGCUCUUGAGUCAGAAACCAGGCUGCUGCAAGGUGCCACCAAAGGUCCUCUGGAUGGAAUUCCCUUCGCAGUCAAGGACAACUUCUGCACAGAGAAUAUCAGGACCACAUGUGCUUCCCGGAUGCUCAGAGACUACACUCCACCAUACAAUGCUACAGUGGUGCAGAAGCUCAUGGACCAAGGCGCUGUUCUGGUGGGGAAGACCAACAUGGAUGAGUUUGCCAUGGGUUCAGGAAGUACUGAUGGGGCUUUUGGUCCAGUAAGGAACCCCUGGAGCUAUGCCGCUCCCUACAGAGAGCAGACAGGGGCAGAGCCCGACUCCGACUGGGUCGUCACUGGAGGAAGCUCAGGAGGAAGUGCAGCAGCCGUGGCCUCACUCACUAGCUACCUGGCUUUGGGUUCAGACACGGGUGGUUCUACUCGUAACCCAGGAGCACUGUGUGGUGUCGUGGCCCUGAAGCCGACCUACGGUCUGCUGUCCAGACAUGGUCUCAUCCCUCUGGUCAACUCCAUGGACGUCCCCGGCAUUAUGACCCGCAGUGUCAGUGAUGCAGCCAUAGUCUUAGGUAUCCUUCAAGGCCAUGAUACUAGAGACUCAACAACAAUUCCUGCCCCUUCAUCCCUGACAGAGCUACCUGAGGACUUUGAUGUCAAGAACAUCUGCAUAGGUAUCCCUAAGGAGUACCACGCCCCAGGGCUGUCUGAGGAGACUCUAGCUCAGUGGAGUCUUGUUGCUGAUAUGUUUGACAGAGCGGGGGCGAGGGUGAAGCAAGUAUCCCUCCCACAUACACAAUACUCCAUUGUGUGCUACCACGUCCUGUGCCACGCUGAAGUUGCAUCCAACAUGGCCCGUUUUGACGGCCUCGAAUACGGCCACCGUAGCGAGGUGAACAGCUCGACAGAGGCCAUGUACGCUUCAACCCGACAUGAGGGCUUCAAUGAUGUAGUGAGAGGGAGGAUUCUGUCCGGAAACUACUUCCUGCUUAAACAGAACUACCAGCACUACUUUGUUAAGGCCCAGAGAGUCCGCCGGCUGAUAGCGGACGAUUUCAAGCAUGUGUUCAGCUCAGGUGUUGACAUGCUGCUAACACCCACCACUCUGACUGAUGCAGCCCGUUACUCUGACUUCAAACAGGAAGACAACCGAACACGCAGUGCGCAGGAAGAUGUCUUCACCCAGCCCGUCAACAUGGCAGGUCUCCCUGCUGUUUCAGUACCAACCGCAUUAUCAAGACGAGGUCUUCCCAUUGGCUUACAGCUCGUUGGCCGUGCCGCCCAAGACAGGAAGAUGCUCAGUGUUGCUCAGUGGAUCGAGCAGAGGGUUGGGUUUCCCUCCAUCAGUGAUUGUGGAAACUCUAGCGAGGGCAGCAAUGACACAAGAAUGGUGGAACGGGAGCAGACUUCAGCUGUAUAAAGAGAACUGUGGACACAAGGACACACCUGUUGACAAAGUCACUAAUUACAGGCACAUAUGGACAAUGGACAUAUGGUUUAACCAUUAUGGACAUUGUUUACUUAUAAAAUGCCUUUUGGGGAUUUCAUCAGUGGGGUUAUCUAUCGAUCAUGCUGUAGUAGCUUGAACUUUCCUUGAUGGACUGAAAAGAACUGCAGCAUGUGAAAACCUCUUUAUUGUGCAACAUGCUUCACACUUUACCUGGAGGGAUGUGGUAUUCAAACAGUUAAAUGCUUCUGCAUUUGUUGUCUGUUGGUGCAACUAUUGCUAUUGAAUAAUUGCAAGUUGGGCGAUUUACUUUGACAGUGGUGUUUAUCAUGCGUCCAUGCAUUCAUGCAUGCAUGCACUGUUUAUAUUGGAUUGACUUAGUCAUUGUGAAGGCACUGAAACUUCUCUUAAGCGCUGUUGACAAGUCAAGAUGACACAUUUUCUGCUAAAAAUGUGUUAAUCUUGCAUCGGUUAACUUGUUGAUAGGAGGUUUUUAGCCAUGCUAUCAGAGUGGCCUCAAGGAUGGCAAUGUCAGUCUUUUGGAUGGUCAGUUGUUCCACUAGACUGAAAUAUCCCUACAAGAAUAAGAUGGAUUGCCUUUAUAUUGUGUACAUUUGUGAUCCCCAGAAGAUAAAUCCUAGAGACUUUGGUGAUCCUCCGACUUUUCAGCUGUACCAGCUCCGUGUUAAGUGAUAAUUAAUAAAUGUUAGCACGUUAACACACUGAGAUAAUUAGCAUGAUGAACAUUAUUCCUACAAAACAUCAGCAGAUUAACACUGUCACUGUGAACAUGUUAACAUUAGCAUUCAUCUUACAGGAGCUAUUUCUAAGUUUUGCUUAUGCUACAUG